AUGUCUUCAUCAGUAUCUCAGAUAUCACCAUCUGCUGGUGGGACUCAGGCACGUAUAGGGCCCGACCCUGUCUUUGACAAGGCUGUGGCCAAGUUCAAAAAACGCCUCACCAAAGAUCAAGCAGCAAAGUUCGCGAAUUGCACAGUAGACGACGUGAGAGACCAAAUUCGAGAUAUUCAGAACCGUCAUGGCGCUCAGCGACGUUUGAGAAACAUGGAACGCAUUUCUAAAUUCGUCGAAGGUAUGGUACAGCUGGGCACGGUUGUGGAAGUGUUCCUCAAUCUCCACAACACUGUGGCAUUGAUCUGGGGUCCUAUUAAGUUUCUCCUUGUUACAGCAAGCACAUGGAUUGAUACCGUCGAUAGCCUACUUGAUGUUUAUGGGCAGAUUGGAGAGAUUCUUCCAGAUCUCACGCGCAACCGGCAGAUUUACAAGGAAUACCCUUCUGUUCAUACGCAUCUUGAAGCUUAUUACUGCGAUAUCCUUCAAUUUCACAGCAAUGCUCUAGAUGUGUUUGCUAGGCCAGGCUGGAAGGUCUUGUUUCAUUUCGCCUGGAAAACAUUCAAGACCCAGUUUGACCCCAUAUUAAAAAGCCUUGAGAGACACAGGGUCAUGCUCUCGGAGGAGAAGCUUACAGCUGUGAUGCAAGAAACGCAGAAACAGGGACAAUCAAUUCAAGACAAGCUUCAUCAGUUGAACAGAGAUUUGCAAGAGAGAGACAAGAAAGAUGCCGAGAGGGACUUAAUUACGCGUCAGAGUCAAAUCGAUCAGCAAUUCCGCAGCAUUGAGAGCAAAAUCGAUGCCCCAAAUUACCAUGAAGAUUACGAAAUUGCAUCGCAGAAACGAUUUCAAAACACAUCAGGCCAAUGGAUCCUUAGUCAUCCUCUUGUAUCAGAAUGGCUUAACCAUAGUUCCAAGGCAGAUGGGAAGAUAUAUUUGAGUGGUAUACCUGGAGCAGGCAAAACCGUUCUCACAUCUAGUCUAAUAACUCAUCUAAACGAACUAAAGGCAUCUGCUAAGGAUUCUGGUGACAGAUUCACCAUAUCCUACUUCUACUUCAAGCACGAUCAGCCAAAGAAAAACUCAUUCGUUUCCCUGCUUCUAUCACUAUUAGCCCAGCUAGUUGCUCAAGAUGAGAGCUUGCUUGAUCACAUUUACCAUGCUCGCCAUUCUAUGGAUUCGCAGCAAUUUCGAUCAUUGGAUGAGUCCCGAUGUUUCGUCAUCAUCGAUGCAUUGGAUGAGUGCCCAGAGGCCCCCAAAGUCUUACAGUGGUUUGAAAACGUCAUUUUCAAACAAGAUGGAACCCCAGGAGAUACAGACUUUAAUAUCAGACUUUUGAUAUCUGGACAACGGGACGGAAUCCUUGAAAGUCAGAUGUCCCAUUACAAAAUGAUCCAUCUGGAUAUGUCUCCAGGGCACGACCAAGACAUCAAGAAGUACGCGGCGGCUAUGACCAGUAAGAUUAGGGACAAAUUCUCUCUGGACCUAAAUUACGAGCAGGAAAUCGUGUCACGUGUUACCUCACACGCAUGUGGAAUGUUUCUCUAUGCCCAGCUUGUCCUCACCAACCUUAUCUCUCAGACAUCUAAGUACGACUUCAAACAGGAAAUGAAGGCUGAGACAUUUCCUGACGGGCUUGAACAAGCUUACGACCGCAUUAUUGUUCGAGUGCUCCGAAACCCUAACAAGUCCGAGAGAGCCGUUGCCAAGCAUAUUCUCGGAAUGAUCAUAUGUGCUUUCAGACCCUUGCAUUGGAGAGAGCUAAAAAGCAAGUUGUGCAUCGAUCCAACUAAGUCGGAAGUCGACAUUGACCGUGAGCUUGUGGUGAGCUGCAAGCAAAUCUGUAACUCCCUGGUGGAUGUCAGCUAUAUCGAUCCAUCAUUAUCAUUGCCAGGGGAGGAAAUCAUCGAUCUUGUCCAUAGCUCAGCUAAAACAUACUUAGUGCAAACUAAGGAAAUUGAUGUACCGACCGAGAAUGCGCAAAUGGCUCUUUUCUGCACGGAAUACAUGUUAUCUCGGCCACUUACACCUGGACUUUCCAAGCACGAUAUUCAUAAUUAUGCAAACAAGGGUUAUUACGGUUUCCAUGACUACGCUGUUGCGUUCUGGUGGAAACAUGUCCAACAGGUUUUGGUUGCCUCACAAUUGGCAGCAGACCUAGUCCGAAGCGCAAUGCAGGCUGCUUAUCGCUGUGUGAUAGAUAUUGGAGAGCUUGAUCAAACCGGAGAUUUCGACGAUUCGAUAUUCGACAUUCAAAAUGUGAAGAGCAAGCUUAAACAUGUCCCACAAAGCCUUCAGGACUGGAACACCAUCAAGAUCUACGAAAUGCGAGCAGUCACAAUUAGAGACGCAAUUGAAGUACAGAUCAAUCAUUUCUACGAACACAAGCAAGCAGCUUUAGCUCUUUAUGGACCAUGGCGGUACAAGUGCCGGAAACCAUGGUGUCAGUAUUUCAGUCGCGGUUUCGAAAAGGCACAACAGCAGCAAAUCCACAUCAACCAACAUGAGUUACCCUUCACCUGCGAACAUCCGGGAUGCUUUGCUACCGAGGUUGGGUUCGAGAAAGAGACUGAUCUCAAGACUCACGCUAGGCGAUGGCAUCCUAAAGAAGAACAAUUACUCUUUCCUACGUCCAGGCGACCCGGCACUAAGCAAUUGGGUGUUAGUCCAGACUAUCAGAAAAAGGGAGGCCACUCUCUCUUAGAGACCGCAAUACGCAAUGGGCAUCUACACGUUGUCCAAUACUUGACAGAAAUGGGAGCAAAUGUCAACAUGAAGACUUGGAAGGACGCCCGGCCCUUGAAUCUAUUAGAUGAAGCUGUCGCGCGUUGUGACUUAGAAAUCAUUACUUUUCUUUGCAGUCUCGACAGCUUUUCGCUGGCCGUGCAUGCUCUGCUGUCGUCAGGUAAAUCUGAUCCCAACGCACACGGUUUGUUGAGACAGCUGCCACUACAUCUCGCGUGUGAAAUCGGGACACUUCCGAUCGUUCAACGCCUUUACGCUGCCACUACCACAACCGACAUUGAAGACACCUCAGGAAACACACCUUUGCAUAUAGCCUCCAUGGGCGGGCAUUACGCAGUGGUGGACUUUCUCAUCAAAGAAGGUGCAGACAUCAACGCUUUGAAUCAAACCUCCGAAACACCAUUACAUUUAGCUAUAAUCGGGUUUGAAGGCGCGUACGAUCCAUUCUUUAGCAAGGACGGCCUGGACCUCGCCAAGUCUCUGGACUCAGGUAACAUUUUAGGUGGCUUCAACUUUGAUGAUUCUCUUAAUGAUCACGGUGGAUACGAGGGGAUUUUGGCUUCACAGAAGUGA
Molecule: messenger RNA, 3318 nt
Organism: Fusarium graminearum PH-1
Lineage: Eukaryota; Fungi; Ascomycota; Sordariomycetes; Hypocreales; Nectriaceae
Exons: 12
Coding region: 1-3318 (1105 amino acids)
Molecular function (GO): protein binding
Source: RefSeq, a predicted model, not a curated record